Molecule: messenger RNA, 3204 nt
Organism: Rhagoletis zephyria (snowberry fruit fly)
Lineage: Eukaryota; Metazoa; Arthropoda; Insecta; Diptera; Tephritidae
Source: RefSeq, a predicted model, not a curated record
GAGGAGGAAGGAUGACUAGAGGAUAUGGUGAUCGCAGGCACCCAUCAGCGGCCUGCGCAUCACCAUCGUAAUGUAAUCACAACAACUAUACAGGCACCAGUAACAUCAGCGGCUGCAGUAGCUGCCGCCGCUGCUGCAGCCAACCACCAUCAACAUCAACAACUGCAUCAACAACACCAACAACAACAACACCAGCAGCAGCAUAACCACUCCAACACUCCAAAUAAUGGCAACACGAUAAUAGCAACAGCCGCUGCUCCGUCCAAUGCAAUCGAACAUUUUAACGUUACAUCUAUUGGGGAAUUGUCAAACGUUCAAUUGAGCAGUAUCAAUGCGCAACUAGUGGGUGGCACUGUCACCGCCGAUGGCAAUCUAGUAACCAUGGGAGGUGUUGUCAUCGGACGCAUACAUCCGGCAUCUCUGCAAAGCAAUGGGCAUACACUACAACCGCAAUUACGCACUACAGCACAGCCGGCUACUCGAGAGGAGCUACAGCAGUUGGGCGUGAUUAAGGUAGAGUCGCCAGCCGCUGAGUUUCAGAAUGAAGGAUGAGUCGAGUACGAGUUACUGCUUGAGUACAUGCUCAAGGAGGACGAGGAGGACUACGCAGCCGCUUGCAAUGAGAAUAAAGUAAAUGCUUGCAGUGACAUAUUAAAAGAUGGAUUAAAGACGAAUGAAAUUUGUAGUGACAGGGCUGCCAGUGGUGAAAGUGCUGGUAAAGGCACGCUUACAAGUGCGUGUGACGCUGAUAAACAAAAUUAGAGCGAGUUUCUUUAUCUUGCAGUUGUAGUUGUUGUUGCUAUUGUUGCUAGUUAUUUAAAAAGAUAUACAAAAGUAAAGAAAAGCUAACUAAAUAAAUAUCAUAUUCACUUGAAUACAUUUGCUAUCAAACAUCAUCGUCGUCAUCAUACUGAAAAUGUAAAACUGACAUCCUUGAAAUCCCAAUUACCAGACAAAAACUAAAAUCAUUACACUGGAUUAAAUACACAUGAAAUAGCUUGGGAUUGCGGAUGCUUUUUGAAACGUAAAUAUUUAAAAACAAAAUUAACGAAUCAAUUAGAAAUACUAAAAAAUAUGAAAAUCAAAGAAAAAUCAACCUCUGUAGUAGUUAAGUCUGAAAGUAGCAACAAACAUGAUAAGAAAGCAGAAUAGAAACAAAAAAGUUAAAUCUAAAAUUUAAUUUUAAUAAUAAUAGGGGAAACUUAUUUUACGGGGGUUAGUAAAAAGAUCAAGCACAACAAAUGCUUAAAAAUAAUUUGCCGUGCUUUUUGAGCAAAGAUGUGUUAUGAAGUUUGUUAGAAAUUCUAAACGAUGAGAUAUAACAUUGAGUUCAUGUUAAAUAAGCUUUCAUAGGGAAAUACCAGGUUGUUUGAUCCACUUUAGUGUAGUAUAACUUCGCGAUAAACAAAUUGUUUCUAAAGUAUAGCAUUAAAUUUCUGAAAAUAUUGUCAUGGUUUGCGUCCUUCUGCUCUUACAAAUCAACUCUGAAUUCAUAACAAAAUUCAUAGCAUAUUGACAACUCAAAAAUCUGGUAGAAUAAUUGUAAUUUAAAUUUACUAGGAAGGCUUACUUUGUAUUUUAGUUUAAUAACACAGCAAAUGAGACUUGUUUGUACUUGAAGCUAAAAACUACUUUAGAAUAAAAAUGCCUAAAAGAAGUCAAAGUGGAGGAAAUUUCUGUAUAAGAUGAAAUUGCUUUUUGUUAACCUUUUUUGGCAUAAACAACAAAAUUAUGGUGAAUAUUUGUUUGAAUUGUAUGAAACAUAACCUUCUUAAGGCAAAUUUUAAUUUAUUACUAAGUUUAGACUAAAGUUUUUGAAUUUUUGUAGAUAUAAAAGUUACUAGUAUUUCCACAAUUUUGUUGGCUUAUGAAAUUAUUUUAAAUUAUUUCAUAUAUGCCAGCGUGUGUGUAUAUGCGCAAUGGAGAUGUGAAAAUUAUUUGAAAAUAAUAGAAAUUUAAAUGAAACUAAAAAAACGUUUAUUCUAUUUUAUAGCAAUUUCAUGUUACUCCAAAAAAACUGAUAUAAAACUACUAAAAGAAUGGUGAAACAAAACAGAUGUAUAUACAAAUGCAGUAAAAUACGUUUUAAAAAUGUUUAAGAAUUUCGUUGCAACUUGUUAUUAGUCAACAUCUAAAUCUGUUAUGAUUUACCUUCCCGCAAUUUUUGUAAAUUUUAUUCUCUUGAAUGGGAUAUGGGAAAUUUAAGUGGUUCAUACGAAAUUAGUAGUUUUCGGAAAAUUCUUAGUUUGUUUGUAUUUCACUAAAUCGGAGUAUAAUAUAUGCACAAAAGUGUAUACAAAACUGGUACGUUUAAAACAAGUGCAGAUAUUUGGGAUCAUCACCUUUGGGCCUGUAAAAUAAAUUAGAUAUUGAGUGGCAUAGAAAGCUUAAAACUUUUAAAAAGUUAUUGCGCAUGUGCCACACUUCAACGUCGUCGUAGAUACAUGCAUACAUACAUAUGUAUAAACAUAUAUGCUAGUAGGUGAAUUGUCUGUCGCGCCAUACAGACAUAUAAGUCAUUUAUUGUGAGUGUGCAUCGCCUAACACAACAAUCGAUUAAGAAGAUAAUACAUAUAUGUAUAUGAUGAAACAGCUUAUCAAAAACAUGUAAAUGUAAAGGUACAUUUAUGAAUUUGAUUAAAUACCAUGUACAUCAUAUUAACAAACAUCAAAGUGUGUAAAGAAAAAUGUUGUAAACGCAUAAUUAAAUAAUUAAGAAAGCAAGAGGUAAAACUUUAGUGGUAUUUGUAAGUUUUGUUAUACGAGUAUUUUAGGUGGACGCCAAGUAGGCAGCGUGGAGAGUUAUACAUACGUCGUAUGAAGGGCUGCGAAGUGUCAAGGUAUGAUCGCGAAUAGAUAUAGAAGAGGAAAGACUCGUAAUUUCGAUUAGCCGAAGCUUGAAAUUACGGUUAGUCGUCAUCUCAUUUGACGUUGUGAUUGUCAAAGGGAUGGACACAACUGAAAACUGAAACUGAUAAUAAUAAAUUCUAAUAAUAUUAUUAAUUAAAAAACUAGCACUGCGAUGCCUAAACGUUUUCCUUUUAUUUUGUAAAAAAUCGUAAAAGUUACUUUAGACAAUUGCUUACUUGUAAACAUUAUUACACAUACAAUUUAAGUACGAAGACAUGUAUAUGUUAAUACUUUCCGAUUGUAAACAAUACAACUUUUGAGACUAUAAAAACUCACGAGAAUACACAAAGAUUA